CUUCGAACAUCAUCUCACAUUGUUUGAACAACACCACGCUCAGAUCGUCAGUCGCCAUGGCGCCCCGCAAGACCACCGCUGGCGACAAGAUCCCGAAAGCAAAGAAAGCAUCCAUUAUCAAAAAGAGCGAAGACAAGGUUAUCAAGCGGCCCGCCCGCGGAUAUCACAAAUUUCGGAAUGGUCUGCUGAAUGUCGCGCCCAAAGGUGAUGAGAAGGAACUCACCAAGCAGAAUCGUACCUCUCCACUUCUACGACUACCGCCUGAGAUUCGCAAUAUCAUCUGGAAACUUGUGUUAGGCGGAAAUGUAUAUCGCACGUGGUUGUGUGGCCGCCUUGAGUCUCCAUCGCCAGAGCCGAAGAACGUCAUGGCGCUUCUGCGCACCUGUCGCCAGGUGUAUGCAGAAGCUGCACUCAUGCCGCUCACGCUUACCAUAUUCACGACCGAUUAUAUUCCGUACGCAGCAAGGGAUCUGAGGAAGCUGAAGCCACAACAACGCAGAUUGAUCACGUUCUUUCAGAUGGUUAUUUCCCAUCCCAACAGCAUAAGUUAUCACUACCUGAAAUACGGCUUGAACCUUGCAAAAUUACUCCCUUGCCUCCAAGAUCUGCAUAUUCGAGUGUUCGAGGUCUUAGAUACAUCAACUCAAAAGGUCAACGAGGAGCGGAUACGUAAGCAUCUCGAGCCAGGUCUUCAUGAAAAGCCGAUCACUAUAAAGAUUGAACAGACCGAUAAGAAGUGGAUCAACGUCAAUGAUGCAUAAGAUGGUCUCUUCCGUGAAGUGGACGGCACCUUGAAAUUCCUUGUUCUUUCCAUUCAACAAGUGACCGGGGUGGUCGCGAGGACCUAAGGUCUCAAUCCGUAUGAUUGGAAAAACAAUGCAUAUGUCAGGCUAUGCUGGGGUGCGGGUUUAUAAGCUUCUGAUUCUGAUUCUGAUACAUAGCUUAGAGAUG
This is a messenger RNA of Alternaria alternata, 951 nucleotides long. RefSeq lists its product as hypothetical. The coding region runs from base 57 to 761 and encodes 234 amino acids. The record is from RefSeq and is a predicted model, not a curated record. NCBI's taxonomy places the organism in Eukaryota, Fungi, Ascomycota, Dothideomycetes, Pleosporales, Pleosporaceae. The transcript has 4 exons.